AACAGCUCUCUCUCCGCUUCUUUAUGUUAGGAUAGAUUUUUUGUGACGGUUUUGGCGUUGGGGUUGGUGGUGGGUGGCUGGUAUUUUGGAAGGGCGGAGUAUCUCUUCCUUGCCCCCUUCCCCAGGAGGAGGCUGGCAUCGGGGCGUCCUGAUGCCAGGGCUCGUCUAGAGAGGGUGGACGCGGGACGCUCCGACAUGCCCCACCCCCUUCCCUCUGCCGGGCCCCCUGAUUGGCGGAGCCAGGGGAGGACCUCGCACACAACCAAACCAACCAGACCUGUUCUGCUGUGUCUCCUGUGUGUCCUGUCUUCCCUGGUGGAUCUAACCACCGCCUGUCCUCCAACCUGCUUCUGCAACGCCACCGACGUAGACUGCAGCGGGCGCGGCCUGCUCUCCAUGCCCGCCCUCACCCAUCUCCCCGUCUCCGCCCGCACCCUCCUGCUGCCCAACAACCACCUCUCCUCCCUGGGUCCAGGGUCCUUCGCUAACCUCACCUCCCUGGAGCGACUGGAUCUCUCCAACAACCACCUCUCCUCCCUGGGUCCAGGGUCCUUCGCUCACCUCACCUCCCUGGAGCGACUGCAUCUCUCCAACAACCACCUCUCCUCCUUGGGUCCAGGGUCCUUCGCUAACCUCACCUCCCUGAAGCGACUGGAUCUCUCCAACAACGACCUCUCCUCCCUGGGUCCAGGGUCCUUCGCUAACCUCACCUCCCUGGAGCGACUGGAUCUCUCCAACAACCACCUCUCCUCCCUGGGUCCAGGGUCCUUCGCUAACCUCACCUCCCUGGAACGACUGGAUCUCUCCAACAACUACCUGGAUAAUCUUCCCCCAGCGCUCUUCAAGGACCUGGGGAAUCUAUCAGAUCUGACCCUCCACAACAACAGUCUUAGGGCCUUGGAUAGGGAUCUCUUCCAGGGGCUGGUGGGGCUGAGGAAGCUAGAUGUCUCCCUCAACGGGCUGUCUGAUAUCCCCCUGGGUCUGCUGGAUGAGCUGCAGGGGCUGACGUGGCUCUCCGUGGCCGGGAACAGGCUCCAUGCCCUGGAGAGAGCAGCCUUCGAGCCCCUGGCUAACCUCCAGUCUCUUCAGCUAGGGGCUAACCCCUGGGAGUGUGACUGCAACCUGAGGGACUUCAAGCACUGGAUGGAGUGGCUGCUGUACAGAGGUGGUAAGGUAGAUGGGGUGGAGUGUACCCUCCCUAAGGACCUGCGAGGGCGGGACAUCCGUGGUGUUCCAGUGGAGAUGUUCAACUACUGCCUCCAACUGGAUGACGAGAACAGGGGAGGAGGGGGGACGCGGAGCGGAGGAAAAGAGGGUUCAUCCCCGCCCUGCGGCCGAACUACCGGCUCCGGAGCCCCCACAUCCGAAUCUGAAGUCCCCCCUGCGGGCGACCUGGUGCCCGUCCCGGACUGUGUGCGGCGGCGCUACCAGCCGGUGAGCGUGCGGAGGGCCAUCGGGACGGUGGUGAUAGCCGGGGUGGUGUGUGGCAUCGUGUGUAUCAUGAUGGUGGGGGCGGCGGCCUACGGAUGUAUCUAUGCCUCGCUCAUGGCCAAGUAUCAACGAGAGCUGAAGAAGAGGCAGCCACUGAUGGGAGACGGGGAGGGUGACGCAGACCCUGAGGACAAGCAGAUCUCCUCUGUGGCAUAGAGGGGUCAGGGGUUAGAGGUCAGGGUCAAGGU
Oncorhynchus kisutch (coho salmon) is the source of this 1679-nucleotide messenger RNA. RefSeq names its product leucine-rich repeat and transmembrane domain-containing protein 2. NCBI's taxonomy places the organism in Eukaryota, Metazoa, Chordata, Actinopteri, Salmoniformes, Salmonidae. Gene Ontology annotation, molecular function: protein binding. The transcript is spliced from 4 exons. The record is from RefSeq and is a predicted model, not a curated record. The coding region runs from base 196 to 1647 and encodes 483 amino acids.